AAAAUAAAAUAAAUAGCUUUUUUUUUUUUCUUUCUUCUUCUUCUUUCUCUUAUUUAUUUAUUAUUUAGAAUGUCAGCUCCUCCCCAAUGUGCCUUUAUUGGUUUAGGUGCCAUGGGUAAAAAUAUGGCUGGCCACAUUGCCAAUAAGUUGGCCUCAAUGAAUUACCCUCCACUUUUAGCCUAUAAUCGUACACAGGCGCGUACUGAAGAACUUCAGAAGACACAUCCUAUCGAAAUUGCUACUAGUCUUGAACAGGUCGCUAAAUCUGCUGACAUCAUCUUUUCUUGUAUCCUGAAUGAUGCUGCUGUUCAAGAAACAAUCCAAACUCUUCUACCUCAUCUUAAAAAGGGUGCUAUCCUCGUUGAAUCCUCUACGAUUAGCCCCUCUUUAGCCAAGGACCUGGCGACUCAGCUCAGUUCACGAGGUGCUCAUUACUUGGCUGCCCCCGUCAUGGGCCCACCUGACAGAGCCAAAAGCGGUGAUCUCACGAUCUUGAUGGCCGGUGGUGACUCCGUCGAGAUUCGCCAGCAGGUACUUCCUCUCCUCCUUAACGUGAUUGGUAAAAGAGUCAUUGAAUUAAGUUAUGAGGAUGCAGCUGAAUCCUUACGUCUCAAACUGUGUGGCAAUUUUUUUAUUACCAGUAUGGUUGAGAUGAUUGGAGAAGGUAUGGCCUUGGGUGAAGCAGUAGGUGUCGGACAAGAUAAAGUAAAGGAGCUUAUUGAUUGUGUCUAUCCUAAUUCUUUAUUAUCACUUUAUGCUACUCGUAUGUUAAAUAAUACCUAUCGUCAUUAUAGAGCUUUCCCUCUCUCGACUGCCAAGAAAGAUGUAGGACAUAUUCUUCACAUGGCAAAGGAAGCAAAUGCGGAGUUACCUAUUACUCAGAUCUUUUUGGAACAUGCUAAUAAAGCUCAAGAAGAACAAGGUGAUAUUGAUAUCUCUGGUGUUGUUGGAUGCUCAAGAGAAAAAGCUGGACUUGGAUUCGAUCUUUAAAAAACAGUAAAAAGAAGCAUUAUUAAAAUAGAUUAUUAUCAUCAUUAUUUAAUUUAUAAUAAAAUAUACUACUAAAAAACA
Messenger RNA from Cokeromyces recurvatus, 1071 nucleotides. RefSeq names its product NAD binding domain of 6-phosphogluconate dehydrogenase-domain-containing protein. Lineage: Eukaryota; Fungi; Mucoromycota; Mucoromycetes; Mucorales; Mucoraceae. Bases 70 to 990 code for a protein of 306 amino acids. The transcript is spliced from 2 exons. Gene Ontology annotation, molecular function: NADP binding; NAD binding; oxidoreductase activity, acting on the CH-OH group of donors, NAD or NADP as acceptor. The record is from RefSeq and is a predicted model, not a curated record.